AUGAUGUUAUUUUGCAAUUAAAAUAUUUAUGUACAUGUGUAAGAGAGAGAGAGAAGAACUCUACAGGCCGUAAUUAACCUUAUAUGAAAAGCGAGAACUCUGGCACACAAUCCUCGAAAAUAGGGGGAACGUGAGUCUGGUGGCCUAGAGAAUGGGAAAACCUUAGGAGACAAUAGAGUAGGAUUUAUUGGAGAUAUUCGUGGAAUGUCUACUGAUAGUCAAUGAUCAUUUGGGGUAGAGCAAGAAUGAAGCAAUAAUAUAGAAGUUGAAGGCGGACAAUGUGGUGUCGGUAAUACAAUUGGCAUCAAGAAACAAUUCCUAUUACACAAGUGUGAAGAAUCUCAACUUAUUGUUGAACAUGAUUCAAUGUGCAUUGUAGCAGGACGAUUUGGAAAAAAAUUUGAGAGAUUUAUAAAAAUAAUCUAAAUUUGAAUGUCUGUUUUUUGAGAUCAAAUGUUUAUUUUAGGAUCAAAUAAACGAUCUAUCAGAUGACGAAUAACCGCAAAUAGUGAUUGUGAAUAACGAUGUUCAGACCAAUGGCACAUUCAGAGAUAUGUAUAUAGAUUUGGAUUUGCCAUAGGAGGAGCAAAGCAAACAGGACAAGAGGAACACAAUAUCUGACAAGCAAUUUCUAACGCAAUUGAACAAGAUAAUGACAGAGAAGUAGAUUCCGUAUUGGGAACAGGUAGUCGUACGGUGGAAUCUUAUGCAAAAUAUAUUUAAUAAUUGAUUUCUAUGCAAUUAAUUGUUUUACUUAAUAAUAAAAUGAAAUAUUUUAUAAUACUCUUAUUGGUUUUAAUAUCUGGGGCUAGUUUGUCUUGCGAUUACUACUAGUCCGAAAUAGAUUGCAUCUAAAAUAGCGAUUCCAAAUGCAGAUGGAAUGAAAUAACAAGUCAAUGUUUGUAUACGGAUGGAGUCAAUUUUGGAUGCUCCAAUUUACUCAGCUUCCAAACUUGCAUAGCCUAAACCUAUUAUCCAGAUGGAACAAUGGCAGAAUGUAAUUGAAAAUUGAUGAAAACCAUAGGCAUUUUUAGCGGAUACUGUCGUAAGGUGACCACCUUAUUAAGCAAUUGUUCGAAGAAUCUCUCCCGGGCAGCUUGUUUGGCAGUCCAAGACGACUAUUGUUUUUGGAAUGAUAGUUGUUAAACCAUUUCCGAAUCGGAAGCCAACAGUAUAGCUUGGAGCGCAUCGGAUUCAAUUCAGUUGGUGAGUGUGAAGAUUUGUCGUUUGAUAACGGCAUCGGCAGGUAAUGAGUAAGAAUAACGAGUUAAGUUGUUCAUCAAUCCGGAGCCCAUUUGGUUUUAACCACCCUUUAUAAGACGUACAUAUUGAGUAAUCAGGCGAACACAUAUAAAGAAUUGAUGUUGAUUCCCGGUUGCGUAAAGCCUCCUGAAAUGGUCUACUAGUAUUUGGGGUGUUCUUCAGCAGGUUUAAACAAGUUAGGAUGUAUAAAAAUAUCAACUGAGAGUUGCAUCUUUGCGGAUGGGAAAUGUUAAUAAGUUAAAUCUACUGGAUAUCUUAAAUGCUCGGAUGCUUUGAAUUAGUUGGCAUGUCUCUCAGUGACUAAUUUCUCAGAGACCUGCUAUUGGUCUGCAGGAUAAUGCUCAUACAAGUCAGUCAAAGCCAGUGAUGAUUGCUCUUUUGAUAUGUAAGUAUCUCCAAGUGUUUGUGCAAAUGUAUCUAGUAUUGCCUGUUUUUUCGAUUCAUAAACAAAGAAGUGUAACUCAAUGUGCAAAUCACAAAGCAACAUGAAAACGGAGACCAGUUGUCGACAAAGUUCUUCUGGCUGUUACUGGAGUGACGAUAAUGGGUGUCUAUUUGAUGACAAUGAAGAAUGUGGGAAGUUGGGACAGAACAAAUUGUCAUGUAAUAUGGCUAUUUAAAAUUGCUAAUUUAUUGAUGGAUAAUGUUUAAAAAUCAAGUCACUGGAUCAACUGAAAUGUACUAGUGGUUUAAAUGAAAUAAGUUGUUUGAAUUUAAAAAAUCCAAGUUAAGUUUGCUAUUACAAUGGAUCGUAAUGUAAAAUCUUUUAAGUGACUCCUGAAACCAUGUGUGCAGAUCUUACAUCUCAUAAUCCCAAUGCUUGUCGUAAGGUGACUACUGAAGCCUGUUAUUGGAGUGAUGGCAAAUGCAAAACUACUGAUGGAGCCUUGGCUUGUGAACAAGAGGGACUCAAUAGAUUGGGUUGUUUGAAUAGCACAAUGUCAUCUUGUAAAUGGAAUGAAUUCUCUGGUAUGUGCAUGUCAAUUAAAAUCCAGAGAACAGAUGAGUGUUCUACUCUAAAACUAGUUAAUGCUGUUGCUUGUAGGAUGGUAAAUCAUAUCAUCAAUCUCUAACCACAAUUAUGUAAAUAUAAUUCAGAUUCCAACAAUUGUGAGACUUUUGUUAUGAGUAACAGCAUCCGUUGUGACACUAGUGGAAUGAACCAAAAGGGUUGUUCUAGUGUCACCAACUCAUCAUUAAGUUGCCGAUGGUUGUCCAAUCAAUGUGCCACUGUUGAAAGUCUAGGUGGUGCUGUUACAUGUUCCUCACUAUAAAGUGUUACGUCCAAAACCUGUGCAAUGGUUCAAUAAGUAGUUGAAAAAUGCAGAUACGAUUCAAAUGUUUAAAGUUGCUCUGCCUCAGUCGAUCCCAGCACUUCAUGUACUGCUUCUGGUCUAAAUCCAUAUGCAUGUGCCUACUUAAAACAGUCCUGUUACUUUGAUACAGUGAAUUAACAAUGUACUACUGCUACUGAUUUCACCAAUAUCAAAUGCGACACAAAUUUCCCAUCCAAAUCAACUUGUCUGUCCAUCUCAUUAUAGGGAUAAUAUUGUAUAUGGAACUCAAUUGAUUCCAUCUGUUAAUUAUAAACAUUUCCAGUCUCCAAUGAAUGCUCACAAUACAAAAACGUUAACAAAUUGUUUUGCCUAGCUUAUGAAAUCAGUCAGUCCAAAUGGGUAGGCGAUUCAAAUUACUGCACUUACAAUGGUACUACUAAACAAUGUUCACUCUAUACGAGUGCUAAUGACUGGGCUGAUUGCGGGAGUACUUUAGAUAUCAAUUUGCAUGCUUGCAUUAAGUUUUCAAACAAAUCUAUAAAUUGCUAUUUCAACACCACGUCCUUAAAGUGUUAAUAAAUAACUGCGCCAAAUGAUCCAUUACUAAGCUAAUUAUUAUGCAAAUAAUGCGGUAAGAAUUUAUGUUCAAGCAUAUCUACAUCUGGGUAGUAUUGUCUAUGGGUUUCCUCUGCAUAAGAUAUCAAAUGCAAAUUGCUUACCACUGGAUCUGAAUGCAGCAGUUAUUUGAAUGAAUUAGUCAAUUCGAACACCUGUGCUAGUACUAAAUCAGUCUCAAGUUGUAGAUUCGAUCCAAACACUAAGAAUUGUGUGGUAAUUAACAAUGCAGUCAAUAAUUUAUCUUGCGAUGCAAGUGGACUGAAUGAAUAGGCUUGCAUCUCCAAUACAACUGGAGCAUGCUAUUUUGAUAAAUAAGCCUUUAAAUGUUCAUAAGUAACAAAUGACACUGCAAAAAGAAUUGGAUGCAAAGAUUCAGUAAAUUAAUUAGGAUGUUUGGCUGCAUAAAAAGAAGCUUGUUAUUGGGACUAACCCAAUAAAAAAUGCUAGAAUGUGACUGACAUUACAUAUGAUACAGUCACCUGUGCUUCUCUGAAUACUCAAUAAUACAACGCUAUAGUCUGUGCUAUGGUCACUACGUCAAAUGAAAUGUGUGAAUACAAUUCUGGUACCUUCCAUUGUGAUUCAAUUUAAAUGAAUUCAAGUUGUAAAGUAGGUUAGAAUCAAGCAGCUUGCGAAUUGAAUUCCAGUUGUGACACAUUCAAUACUCAUGAAUACUUGUGCUAAUCAAAACCAUCACCACCAUAAAAUGAUUGUAAUAACAAGAAUUCAGAUGCUUCUUGCAUAGGAGUAAAUACAUCUACUUGUGGUUGGUUCAAUAAUACUUGUGUAAGUGUAAAGGUAGAUGAGAAUUCAUAAUGUAAUUAAUUUAACAUUGCAUCAGGAGGUAAGUUCAAUUAAAUGAUUUGUUCUUAGAUCUAGUCAUCAAGUUGUGGUUAUGAUAAUACAAAUAAAGUAUGCAUCACUAUCACAACUGGUAAUAACCCUUGCAAUAUGCCUGGAUUAAAUUUGUUAGCUUGUGUCUAGAAAACAAAAGGAUCUUACUGCGCAUACAGAUAGAAUUCAUGCUAAAUCAUAACUGACAUUUCAAUGGUAAAUGGAGACUUUGAGUAUUUGAAUGAAGAUGCCUGCGUAAAUGUGUAAAAGGUGGCAUGUUAAUUCGACAAAUAAACUUAAUAAUGCAGUGAAAUAUCUGAGAGCACUCUAAUGAAUUUCAGUUGUUCUAGUUAUUCAGACUCAAGCAAGAAAACAGUGAAUAGUAAAACAUGCAAAUAUGCUAAUUCUGAUUCGUCGUGUGUCUAUGAUGCAGUCAAUCAUAUUUGUAAGGUUGAAACUACACCUCUAACACAAUGUAAUUCAAACUCUAGUAUAAAUUCUGUCUAUUGUUUGACUUAUGUUACUUCACAAACCUGUGAAUUCUCAUCUUACACUUGUAGUGUAAUCACCUCAACAGACUUCCCAUGUCCAAGUGCAGUGUCAUUUAAAUAAUGUGUUAAUAGCAGAGUAGUUGCAUGCAAAUGGUAGAAUAAUGAAUGUGUAUACAUAACACCAAACGAUGAUUGUUCAACAUUAACCAAUGUGAAUUCAUAUGCUUGUAUGCAAAACAAUUAUCAGAGUCAAUCAUGUUAAUUUUAGGACAAUGGAUUAUCAUCUCAAUGUGUGAUACCUGCCAAUACAAUGCAACCAUGUGAUGGCCUUAACUAAAUUGCUUGUAUUAAUAACACAGCGAAUUCAUGUUAUUAUUAUUAAAUUUGUAUUGACAUAACUACCUCUCCUUAUGAUGCUCAAUGCACAAGUGAAUAUGCAUUUACAUAAUCUGCAUGUGUUCGAAUCCAAACUCCAAAAUAGUUGUGUCAAUGGAAUAGUGGAUCUUGCACAUCCAUUACCACUCAAUCAACGGACCUAUGUAAUACAUAUGCUUCAAACGUGUAUUCUCCAUAAGUAUGUGCUUCCAUAUUGACUGAACCUUGUUAUUGGAAUAAUGGAUGUGUCACUGGCAAUGCACCAAAUUGCAAUUCAAUGGGAGCCAACCAAAAGGCUUGCGCAGGAGCACUCUCAGGCAAUUGCAUCUUUACAAACAACCUAUGUCUUGAUGUUUUGACAAAUGAUGUUACAUCCUCUAAAUGCAGUGAUCCAUCGAAUCAGAACGGGUGUCUAAAAUUAUAUAAUGGAUAAUCUUGUCAAUGGGCUAGCAAUGCUUGCUCCUCAAUCACUGUAAGCAACAACUGUUUGACCUAUUCUUAAGUAAAUCCUGGUGUUUGUUCACAGACCACUGAUGUUCCCUGUACUUGGAAUGCCAAUUCCUGUCAAGCAGUAACAGUUGCUUCAGCUAAUUGCGACAAAGGAAUGAAUAUGUUAGCAUGUGUUGCAUACACGACAGCCUAUUGUUAUUACCAAAAUGGAAUGUGCAUGCGAGUGACCAAUUAUUCUAAUUUAGAUUGUACAAGCAACUUAAAUGAGAAUGCAUGCAAAGCACAUACUACGAAAUGUUGUCAAUGGGCAUCUAAUAAGUGCGUAGGAUCCAGUUAUCAAAGUACUUGUAAUGGCAUGGCUAAUUACUCAAAAUAUUGUUGUCUCUAACAAGUUGGAGAUUAUUGUACUUACUCUACUACUUGUACAACUUUAUCCUCCCAAAAUUCAAGAUGCCAAGAAGCAAUCAAUAAGACAGCUUGCUUAUGGAUAUUACAACCCUGUAGUUGGGAUUCAACCAAUUUGUUGUGUUCUCCAGUAUCUAAGUCUCAAGGAUGUGAAGAAAAUCUGAAUGCUGCAGGUUGUGUUACUUAAGAUGACUUUUGUAUGUACGAUGAAACUAAUUUAAAAUGCAUCCCAGGUUAGAUUACAUCUUGUAGUGCCUUGAAGUACUCAUCCUUAUCCUAGACCUAUUGUGUUACUGUUACAGAUGUUGGUUGUGCUGAAAGUAACAAUCAUUAUGGAUGUACAUUAACAGGGACCAAUUCAUAAUGCUAAAAUAAAAUGAAUAAAAUUGGAUGUCUCAACAAUAUCAAUAGUUGUUAUUGGGAUUCAAAUGAGUAGACUUGCAAAAAUAUGGACACUAAAAAUCUACCUCUAAAUUGUCCAGGAACAGGACAAAAUGAAGUCAGUAGAGGAUACUGCGCUAAUUUUACUGGGUGUAAAUUAGAUACCACUAAUCAAUGUGUGCCUAUUGAUGAUAGCAAUACUUCAUGUGAUUAAAUGAAUUCAAUCAGUGCCAAAAAUAAUGUAUUUUGUCAAAAAUCAACACUCACAGAUCCUUGUCAAUACAAACCAGUUGAAUAAAAAUGCAGUAGCACUAUCACAGGAAGUGUCUGUAAUGACUUUGUUAAUGUGAUUGGAUGUAAAUAUAUCGAAAAUAAUUGCAUAUGGAAUAAUGCUUCAUGUAUAGGUGUAGCUCCAGGCUCAAUAUUCAGGAGUUGUCCAGAAAUAACAUCAAAAUACACUUGUCUGCAUAAUGUUUCUACUGCUUGCAAAUGGGAUUCCACAAAUCAUCAGUGUUUGACUUAUACUGGGGAUAUGAAACCUUGUUCUGCCUAUGUGGAUACUCCCAUAUCUCCAGGAAUUUGUUACUUCUUUUCAACAGAUUAUUGUGCGCAUAAUGGAUCCUCAUGUUAUCUUGAAACUGAAUAAUCUGUAUGCACCUAAUCAUUCAGUCCUCUGGGUUGCUAGAAAAAUACAUCAUUAAAUUGUUAUUGGAAUAUUCAACUUGGAAAGUGUCUCUAAUUGGCUGAUGAGACUUUGGCCAAAGACAUGACUUGUCCAUUGUUCAAGUACUCUUAAAAAAGAUUCUGUGUUGCUCCGAUCAACGAAGGAUAAAUUUGCCAUUGGACCAACAAUUAAUGCAGAAGUGCUGACACUUAUGAAGUCAGUUGUACUUCUGAAUUAUCAUUAUAUGGAUGUUUGGCAGUAGCAAAGGAAAAUGAGAAAUGUAUAUACAAAGAUAGUUAAUGCCAAUAUAUUGAUACUUCAACUAUUUCUUGUUCAGAUCAUCUCAACGUCUACGGUUGUGUAAAUGUAAUUAAAGAAGGACAGUUUUGUAAAUGGUUGGGUCAGUAAUGCAGCUAACUAGAUGAUACUGAUUAUCAAUUUGCAAUAGAUUAUCACAUCUUAAUUAAUCAACAUGUCUGCAGAAGAGCAUAUACAAUAAAAGAUGGUCUAGUAUAGAAUUUGGAGAAUGUUUCUGUCAAAUAUGAUAGCACUAACUUUAUAUGUGUGUAUGCAGAUAAUGAAACUGAUUUAUGCAGCACUCCAGGAUUGAAUUAUUUUGGUUGUUUGAAGACCAAGGCAGACAGAUGUGAUUGGGUUAGUAACAAAUGUGUAAGUUACAGUAACACCAAUGAAUACUCGACUUGUGAAGAGUAUCAAACAGUAUCACCUAGAGUAUGUUCCUAAAUUAGUUCUAAGAAUCUUAAAUGCUACCAUGAUAGUUCAACCCUAUCUUGUAAAACCUUUGUUGAAACAACUUUGGUGUUCUAAAAUUUUGUGAGUACCUUAAAUGGUUUGAAUAGAUUAGCUUGUCUAAGUAUCACAUAAUAGCCAACCAUAUGGUUGAAUGAAGAAUGUUAGUACAAUACAAUAAUAAGUGGAGUUACUUAAUGCAACGAAUUAAAGAAUGUUAAUUAAGUUUCUUGUUCAUUAAUUGAUGUGGAUGAUGUAGUAUGCAAAUAUUUAUCAGAUGGCUAAUGCACAACUCUCUUUGAUUCUAAAAUUGACACUUGCAAAACAACAGGACUCAAUAGAUUAGGAUGUAUUUUAGUGGAAAAUGAAAAGUGUCAGUUUGUGGAUUACAAAUGCUAGUAUUAUGAUGGGAGUAUUACAGUGUGUAACAAUUUAGUGAAUGUGAAUCAAAAUGUAUGCAAGGCCUUGAAUACCUAAGGAUGCAAGUUCAGUUAUCUCUCCAGAGGUUGCAUCGAUGUAUAUUCGAAUGAUACAUGCGAUGCUCCAGGCAUUAACCAAAUAGGUUGCACUCAAUUGUAAAAUUGUAAGUAUAUCAAUUCUGAAUGCAUCUGCUCAGGACUGGUUUCAGUGUAUGAAAUUAUCGAUUGUACACUUUACACAAGGGAUAAAUGCACUGCUUCUUAAUGCAUUUAUGAUUUGCAAUAGAGUAAAUGCAGGAACAGGGUUUGCAAUGACAUCUCUUUAGAUCUGUGUGACUCCACCAAGAUUAAUCAAUAUUAAUGCUUUAAGAAUAAGUCUCAAUGUCAACCUGCAAGUAAAUGCUCUGAUUUAUUCAAUGUAACUGAUUGUACUAAAUUUAAAAUCAAUAAUAAGAAGUGCAAUAUCGACAUCUACAAUAAUAAUCACUGUAUUGAUUAAAGUUGUACCCACUUCACUUAAGACCAAUGCGGUGGCAAUUGCAUGUGGUCCUAUUAUGAAUGCCAACUUAAACUCUGUAAGUAUUUGAAGAAGGAUGAAUGCACUGGUUAUUUCAAUAAUGAGCAAUGUAUUUGGCAUGAUAAUUUAUGCGUUGGUGUGACUUCAUGCGAAGAGUUCAUUCAAUAUGUUAAUACAGAUACUUAAGAGACAUCUUGUAAUCAGCAAUCAAUUGCUGGAAAAUAAUGUUAUUGGUUAUAGAUUUAAUCUUUCAGUAAUAAAUAUUCUUGUAUUUCCUAAUUGUGCUUACAAUAUGGUUCAAGUGCCAACAAUUGCAAUGGAGCUGAAAUCCAAUCCCAAUUGUGUGUCUUGCUUCCUAACAAUCAAUGUACAGCAUGUAAUGAAAUCACUGAUGCUUGUACUUGCAUGAAUAUGGGAAAUUAUUGCUAUUACAAUUCGAGCAGUGGAUGUCUAUCAAAUCUAUGCUCAAACAUGGAUCAAACCCAAUGUGAAUUAGCUAGCGACAGAUGUGUGUAUGUUGAUUCGCAAUGCAAAUAAAUUUGUACUAAAUUGCAGAUGGAAUAAUGCAAGUAAAGAAGCACUGAUUGCCAUUGGAAUUCAAAUACUUUGAUGUGUGAAGAGGGAAUAGAAACAGAAAUUUCUAUCAAUACUCUUUCGGAUGUAAUCGAGGUAGAGACCAGCCAAUAUUCAUCGUUGAUAACAGUUGCAUCCAUAAUUGCAUUGUUCUAUAAUUGA
This is a messenger RNA of Paramecium octaurelia, 9179 nucleotides long. The record is from the annotation of a GenBank genome assembly. NCBI's taxonomy places the organism in Eukaryota, Ciliophora, Oligohymenophorea, Peniculida, Parameciidae.